AUGGAAUGGAUGGGGUCUUGGGUGUUAGUGGACAAUCGUGGAACUCUAAAGGUUCUUUAUGUGGUUCAACGACGUCAAUCAAGGCCACAAUGUACCUUUCGUUGCAGUUUAAACAAAGGCCUUUUGCUCAUCGAUCUUGGGCCUCGACUUGUAUCAGGCGUCAUGGAGCUGAUGGUUAGGGUAGAGUGGGUGAGAGUAAGGGUGAAGGGGUGGGGGCUUGGGUUGUGGUGGAAGGGGAAUGACAUUUAA
Molecule: messenger RNA, 249 nt
Organism: Prunus armeniaca (apricot)
Lineage: Eukaryota; Viridiplantae; Streptophyta; Magnoliopsida; Rosales; Rosaceae
Source: the annotation of a GenBank genome assembly